Molecule: messenger RNA, 999 nt
Organism: Charadrius vociferus (killdeer)
Lineage: Eukaryota; Metazoa; Chordata; Aves; Charadriiformes; Charadriidae
Gene: LRRC23
Product: leucine rich repeat containing 23
Exons: 8
Coding region: 1-999 (332 amino acids)
Molecular function (GO): protein binding
Source: RefSeq, a predicted model, not a curated record
AUGGCGCCCGAGCGGGACGGGGAGGAGUACGGCCUUCAGGAGGAGGGGGGGGAGGAGGAGGAGGAGGAGAAGGGGCUGCUGGAGCAGGAGGAGGAAGAACAGGUGCUGGCCCCGUGUCCCCUGACGGAGGAGGUCCUGAAGGAGGGCCUCUCUCUCCUCUGUAAGACCGGCAACGGCCUGGCCCACGCCUAUGUGAAGUUUGAAGCCAAAUACAAGGACUUGACUGACAUCAGCCUCCUCGAAUGCUUCAUUCACCUGCGGUACGUGGAUUUGUCAGAGAACAAGCUGCAAGAUUUGUCGCCACUGAGCAGCCUAACCCACCUGCUUUGGCUGAAGGUGGACAGGAAUCUGCUUACCAGUGCCUGCAUGCAGGAGCUGCCCUACCUCCAGAUCAUCAGCUUUGCUCACAACCGCAUCAAGGAUAUGGAGGGUAUUACUCACCCCCGCUUAGCCAACCUCAGCCUGAAAGGAAAUAAAAUCCAGACAGCGCUGGGCCUGAGUCACGGCCAGUUGUUCAGCCUACAAAUCCUGGAGCUGCGAGGAAACAUGCUAGAGAGCACAGCAGGGCUCAAUCUUCCCAAACUCAAGAACCUCUAUCUGGCCCAGAACGCCCUUCGGACCCUUGAAGGCCUUGAGGGGCUAGGACAGCUGACAACUCUGCACUUGCGUGACAACCAGCUUGAGACCCUGGAUGGAUUCUGUAGUAGCAUGAAGUGCCUGCAGUACCUCAAUCUACGGAACAAUGGGAUCAGUAGCUUUCAGGAGGUGGCAAAACUGCAGAUCCUGCCCAUGCUGCAAGCACUGGUGCUGUUGGACAAUCCAUGCUCUGACGAACCCAAUUACCGGCUGGAGGUCCUGGUCCUGCUGCCACACCUGCAACGCCUCGACAAGGAAUUAUUUGAGCAAGAUGAGCGGGCAGAGGCGAACGAAAUCCGUCAGAAAAGGCAGGAAGAAGAAAAGGAAAUUGAAGGAUCUCUCCAGGCUGAUGCAACUGAGUGA